GACCUGAAGACGACCUCUUUCCUUCUCUCCCGCCCUCGCUGUGAAGAUGGCGCUCUCCAGGGUGUGCUGGGCUCGGGCUGGUCUGUGGGGUUCGGCGGUCACCCCCGGACCUUAUGUCACCCGGAAGCUGCAACUUGCUCGCCCUCGCGCUGGCCUGGCCUGGGGGGCCCCUCGUCUCUUUGAUCUUCCUUGUAGGUCUUCAAACCUCCACCUUUCUCCAAAGGCAGAUGUGAAGAGCUUGAUUUCUUAUGUGGUGACCAAGACCAAAGUGAUUAAUGGGAAAUACCAUCGUUUCUUGGGUCGUCAUUUCCCCCGCUUCUAUGUCCUGUACACAAUCUUCAUGAAAGGAUUGCAGAUGUUUUGGGCUGAUGCCAAAAAGGCUAGAAGAAUAAAGACAUAUAUGUGGAAGCACAAUGUAAAGUUUCAUCAACUUUCAUACCGGGAGAUGGAGCAUUUGAGACAGUUCCGCCGAGACGUCACCAAGUGUCUUUUCCUAGGUAUUAUUUCCAUUCCACCCUUUGCCAACUACCUGGUCUUCUUGCUAAUGUACCUGUUUCCUAGGCAGCUACUGAUCCAACAUUUCUGGACCCCAAAGCAACAAAUUGAUUUCUUAGAUAUCUAUCAUGCUCUCCGGAAGCAGUCCCACCCAGAAAUCCUUGGCUAUUUAGAAAGGGUUAUCCCUCUCGUUUCUGAUGCAGGACUCCGGUGGCAUAUGACAGAGCUGUGCACCAAGAUACAGCAUGGUACCCACCCAGCAAUACAUGAUAUCCUGGCUCUGAGAGAGUGUUUCUCUAACCAUCCUCUGGGCAUGAACCAACUCCAUGCUUUGCAAAUGAAAGCCUUGAGUCGAGCCAUGCUUCUCACACCUUAUCUGCCUUCUUUCUUGUUGAGACACCGUUUAAAGACUCAUACCACUGUAAUUCACCAACUGGACAAAGCUUUGGCAAAGCUGGGGAUUGGCCACCUGACCCCUCAGGAAGUGAAAUCGGCUUGUUAUCUUCGUGGCCUGAAUUCUACCCAUAUCGCUGAAGAGAGGUGUCGAACUUGGCUGGGAGAAUGGCUACAGAUUUCCUGCAGCCUGAAAGGUAAGACCCAUCCCUGUGGUUAUGCCACUCAAAUUCAAAUAAUUUUUAUAUUUUAUUCUGAGAUUACUUUGGAGUUGAUGAGUGAGUACUGUGAGACCCUUAUCCUGUGUAUAAACUCAUUUGCCUACAGGGGCUAAGCAGGUAGUGAAGUAGACUGUGCAAGACAAGAGGCAGUAGCGGGGACUUGGGGGAACCAAGACUACGUGCAUGCCAGUCUGAAGCAGUUUCUCAGCCUCAGCACUACAGAUGCUUCGUCCUGGGGGCUACCAUGUGCAUUAGAGGGUAUCUAGCAGUAUCCCUGCCGUCUACCCACUAGAUGUCAGUAGCGCCCUCCACCCCAGUUCUGAUCAUCAAAAAACGUCUCCCAACAUUGCUGGAUGUCCUGUGGGGGAAGGGGGAAUAGAAUUAUCCCGGGUGAGAAGUGCCAGUCUAAAGGCAUUCAAACUCAAAACAGAAACACUUGGAGCACCUGGCUGGCUCAGUCGGUAGAGCAUACAACUCUUGAUCUCAGGGUUGUGAGUUCGAGCUCCACGUUGGGUGUAGAGAUGACUUAAAAAUAAAUCUUGGGGCACCUGGGUGGCUCAGUCGGUUAGGCGUCCGACUUUGGCUCAGGUCACGAUCUCAUGGUUUGUGAGUUCAAGCCCCGCGUCGGGCUCUGUGCUGACAGCUCAGAGCCUGGAGCCUGUUUCAGAUUCUGUGUCUCCCUCUCUCUCUGCCUCUCCCCUGCUCACACUCUGUCUCUGUCUCUCUCAAAAAUAAAACGUUUUUUUUUAAGUUUAAAAUAAAAACAAAUCUUUAAAAAAAAACCCCACAAAAUCAAAAACAAUUGGCUAAAUAAAAAGUAUCUGAGGGUGGGUAUUAGGCCUGUGAGUCACUUAUUGGAACCUUUGGCUGGGCUUUGAUGUUUUCUAAGCCUGUGAAUAGCAGGGUAGGCCUACUAAUCUCCUUGGAGCCAAGAAAUGUUUCCAGAGCACCAGCUUCUAGCAGAAGAAUCCCAAGGGUGACAAUAGUUAGUGUUCACUACCAUUAGCAUCUCUGAGUUUUCUCCCACCAGCACAUGAGAGGCAAGAAGUGAGGAUGAGGAGAAAGGAAUACCUGGUGGAAGGAAAGGACAGCAUACGUGGCAGGGACUGGGGUGAAGCAGGGGACCUUCAAGAACAGUAGCCUCUCGAUGUCACACCUCCCUGCACUUGGCUUCCCGACUCCAGGAUCAAGCCCUGCCCCCCCCCCCCCCC
Messenger RNA from Panthera uncia (snow leopard), 2320 nucleotides. It is a transcript of the gene LETMD1, whose product is annotated as LETM1 domain containing 1. Lineage: Eukaryota; Metazoa; Chordata; Mammalia; Carnivora; Felidae. Gene Ontology annotation, cellular component: mitochondrial inner membrane. Bases 47 to 1222 code for a protein of 391 amino acids. Gene Ontology annotation, molecular function: ribosome binding. The record is from RefSeq and is a predicted model, not a curated record. Gene Ontology annotation, biological process: intracellular monoatomic cation homeostasis. The transcript is spliced from 8 exons.